CACGUGCCUUGUAAAAUCGAGUGAGUGGGUGCUACUCAGUGACUGUUGAACGUGCUACUCUACCGUUCGUCGACGAGUGGAGGCUGGCUUUACCGCCGUGGUUCGGCGAGCGUUGAAAGUUGAGCAUAUCCUUUUUGUCUCGUCUGAAGGAGCGGGAAAGAUCAAGUAGGGGGAAAAAUGGAGGACGUUUUGACCCCAACCGGCGACACCAUAUUGGACCAGGCGGUCCGACAGUGGCUGCAGUAUGACCGGAACCCCAAAACGAUAUCAAUGGUGCAGGAUCUGGUGAAGAAGGGAGCUGUGGAGGCUCUGAGGGAGUGUUUCUCCUCCAGAAUGGAAUUUGGUACAGCGGGACUCAGAGCAGCCAUGGGCCCUGGCAUUUCCUGUAUGAAUGACCUCACAGUCAUCCAAACCACACAGGGCUUCUGUUGCUACCUGGAGCAGAGUUUUAAGGACCUUAAAGAGCGAGGUGUGGUGAUUGGGUACGACGCUCGGGCCCACCCUCCCAGCGGGGGCAGCAGUAAGCGAUUCGCCAGCCUGGCUGCAGCCGUGUUCAUCAGUCGAGGAGUGCCGGUCCACCUCUUCUCUGACAUCACCCCGACGCCCUUUGUGCCGUUCACGGUUUCCCAUCUUGGCCUGUGUGCUGGUGUCAUGGUAACAGCUUCACACAACCCCAAACAGGACAACGGCUACAAGGUGUACUGGGAGAGUGGUGCCCAGAUUGUGCCCCCCCAUGAUGUAGGGAUCUCUAAAGCCAUCAAGGAGAACCUGGAGCCGUGGCCAGAGGCCUGGAACUCUGAGGAGGCCCUGAAGAGCCCCUUGCUGAAGGACCCCUACCAGGACACUUUCACACAGUACUUCAAAGCCAUCCAGAAACACUGUCAUCACAGGGACAUCAACAAAAGCUCAGAGGUGAAAAUAGUUCACACGUCUGUGCAUGGAGUUGGUCAUGCUUUUGUCCAGUCAGCAUUCAAGGCCUUUGAUCUCCCUCCUCCAUACGCUGUAGACCAGCAAAAAGAUCCAGAUCCGGAAUUUCCCACCGUUAAGUACCCCAAUCCUGAGGAGGGGAAGGGAGUCUUGACUCUGUCAUUCGCUCUUGCAGUGACGGAGGGAGCCUCUGUGGUGUUGGCCAAUGACCCUGAUGCUGAUCGACUGGCUAUAGCUGAGAGGCAGGACAGUGGACAGUGGCGAGUCUUCAGUGGUAAUGAAUUGGGGGCGCUGCUCGGCUGGUGGAUGUUCCACUGCUGGAAAGAGCAGAACCCCGAUGCUGCUGUCGUGAAAAACAUCUACAUGCUUUCAAGCACGGUGUCUUCCAAAAUACUGCGGGCCAUCGCUCUGAAGGAGGGCUUCCACUUUGAGGAAACUUUAACAGGAUUCAAGUGGAUGGGGAACAGAGCCAAAGACCUCUUGGACCAGGGCAAGACGGUUCUGUUUGCUUUUGAAGAGGCCAUAGGGUACAUGUGUUGUAAUUCCGUACUGGACAAGGAUGGAGUGAGUGCUGCAGCCAUCGCAGGAGAGAUGGUUGCUUAUCUGGCUACCAAAACCAAAAGUCUCUCUCAGCAGCUCACCGCCAUCUUUGAAGAGUAUGGCUACCACAUCAGCAAGAAUUCCUACUUCAUCUGCCAUGACCAGGACGUGAUCUGCAGCCUGUUUGAGCGUCUGCGCAACUUUGGCGGCAAGACGGAAUCGUAUCCCACCAAAUGUGGUCGCUUUUCCAUCUCUGCUGUUCGAGACCUGACCACUGGAUACGACAGCAGCCAGCCAGACAAGAAGGCUGUUCUUCCCACCUCCAAUUCCAGUCAGAUGAUCACCUUCAGCUUCUCCAAUGGGGGUGUAGCCACAAUGAGGACCAGUGGCACUGAACCAAAAAUCAAAUACUACACAGAGCUCUGUGCAGCUCCUGGAAACAGUGAUGUGACACAUCUGAAGAAGGAGCUGGAUGACCUGGUUGACGCCAUCAUUGACGACUUCUUUGAGCCUAUAAAGAACAAGCUUCAGCCCAAACAAGAGUAGGACAAAUGAGGACCAGUGUCUAUGACCUGCACUUAAUGUGUCUUAAUUACUUCAGAGAUGACCUAGACUUUUAAUUUCAGUGACACUUUUGCCAGUUUUAAAUUCCUUUUUAGGGGGUAUUUAGACCAGUUAAUACAACAAAUGACCCUGUGUGGCAACAUGUGUCUUCAGCUUUGAAUUUGUGUUGCUAUUCGUCUGUUUUGAGGCUUGUAAUGAAAAAUUUAUUUGAUUGUAUUUAGCAGAAUUUAAAUUUAAAUUUGAUGCACUUUGUUCUCAAAAUUUGACCACAGCUGUAAAUUAUUUUGCCACAGUCAUUCCUGUUUCCAGAUAGUCAUGAGGUAAACUCACUGCUUUAUAUGACAUCUGUAUAACCAAAUGCAUUCCAGUUUAACACUGUGCGUGUGGUGUAGAGUAACAAACACUGUAUCAGAUGGUACUCGGCGUAGUAAAACUGCUCCUAAACCUUUAAGGCAUCUUUCUAAAGUGUUGCACUGGACUUGAUCACAGUUUUGACCUUCAGUCCUUCUCGAGAUCAGACAAAUGUUAUAUAAAAUACUGAUCUUAUCUUCUAUUUCCAUCCAAAAAGGCUUCAGCCAUACCCACUAAUCUUCAUAAUUUAUAUAAAUGCUUUAAAAACAUACAAGAAACCUAUACUAUAUGCUAUUGACAGUAUACAAGUUUUAAGUACCAAACAAAUACAUAUGCCCCCAAAUAUACUUGUUAGACGUGUAGAGAAUGUUUAAUUAGAUCAAAUUAAGCAUCAUGAAUAACAUUCCUAAUCAAAACCAGCAUUGAAACCUAGGAUGGGUUUUAUCACCAUAAGUACAGAGUAUUGGGCUUUAAACAGUGUCUAAUACCAUAAACAUUACUCAUCCUGAGAAGGACGGAGGGCUAAAACUUUGAUCCAUUAGCUGGAGGGUGCUACACCUUUCAACAUUUUACAAUAUUGUUUUAUUUAUUUAUUUAUUUUUGCAGAUAAACAAUUAUACUGUAUACACAACCAAAUAUGAGUUUGGGAUCAACUGCAAAUGUUCAUAGGAUAAGGCAUAAAAUGUGUCUUAUUAGAAAAUGUAAGAAACGCCUGGUAGACCUCGGUCAUUCUGGUUGACAGUUAUGGAUUUUACCUCGUCUGCAGACUAAGCUGGCCACUCUGGCACAGACAGAAUACGGUGUAUUUAAAUAUUUCUAAAACAUUUUGGUAGAGUCUUUUGGGUUGUUAUCCUGUUGCGGGGCUAAAUUAGCCCUAGUUGGCAGAAUCCUGAACGUAAUGACCAGUCUUCUGAGAUGUUCCGGGGUAAUAUCUCAUCAGAUUACUAUGAACACUUGUCAGCCAGAAUGCCUGAUGUCUGCCAGGCUGGAUUUGCUGCAAAAGUAUAAAAUCUAAGAAAACAUUCAUCAUUUCCAUUAUAUUACUGACUCAGUGUGUGCAUAUACUAUUCAUUUGGUACAUUCCCUAUUCAGACCUGUUCAUGACCUCACUUUAGAACAGCAGUGUACACAUUACACACUUUACAUAUGUGCCAUGGGAAGGGAAACAAGAUUUACGGAGAAAUGUCAACCUCAAGUCUUAGAACGCCACGAGGUGGAGACAUUAUGCAUUGCCUUUCAUACAACCACUGUUCUCUUUUGGUUCAAUUGAGUCGAAACCUGCUUAUUCUGCCAUUAACACCACUCUGUGUCUGAGGAGUGAAAUACUGUGCUUGUAAGCUUUUUAUUUUCAAAUAAAAUACGAUUUUCCUUCAAAAUUG
Nothobranchius furzeri (turquoise killifish) is the source of this 3761-nucleotide messenger RNA. It is a transcript of the gene pgm2, whose product is annotated as phosphoglucomutase 2. Gene Ontology annotation, biological process: carbohydrate metabolic process; purine ribonucleoside salvage. Lineage: Eukaryota; Metazoa; Chordata; Actinopteri; Cyprinodontiformes; Nothobranchiidae. Gene Ontology annotation, molecular function: magnesium ion binding; phosphopentomutase activity. The record is from RefSeq and is a predicted model, not a curated record. Gene Ontology annotation, cellular component: nucleus.